UCGUCUCACUUCAGAACUUCCGAGUGUCUCCUCUCUUUUUUUUCUCUUCUCUCUCGGGGAAAGCGAAAGGGGAGAAGGGGAAGAAGAGAAAAAAAAAAUCCAUUACCACCACUCGCUCGCUCUCUGCGGAGCCGCGACGCACGCACGCGAAUCUCGCGCACGGGUUUGGGUCUGCUGGGGGUUUGGGUCUGCUGGGGGGCGAACGCUCGAUCCGCGGAGGAAAACCCUAGGCAGGUGGUGGUGGGAGUGGAGAGAUGGCGUCGCCGAGGAAGGACAACGGGGGGUUCCUGACGCAGGAGCAGCGGGAGAAGCUCCGGAUCGCGGUGCAGAACGCUGAGACGCUGUCGCUUGCGUCGCCGCGCUCGCCCACUGGGGGGACCACCUCGGCGCUGCUGCUGCACUACGAGCAGCAACAGCAGCAGCAGCGCGCCGCGGCGGCGGCUGCGGCCAGGGGCGGCGGAGGGGGCGGCGGGGUCAGGAACGUGCGUCGGGCGCAUUCCGGGAAGGCCGUCAAGGUUAAGAAAGAUGGUGCUGGUGGCAAGGGCACCUGGGGAAGACUUAUUGAUGCUGAUGCAGCCACAUUCCUUGACCGGAAUGAUCCAAACUAUGAUAGUGAUGAGGAGCCAUAUGAACUGGUUGAAGUCCCUCCAACAACCCCACUGGAGGACUACAAGAAAUCUCUUGUCACGAUAAUUGAAGAAUAUUUCAGCACUGGUGAUGUUAAAUUGGCUUCUUCUGAUCUUAAAGAGUUGGGUCAUGAUGACUUCCAUCGCUACUUCAUCAAGAAGCUUGUUUCCAUGGCAAUGGACAGGCAUGACAAGGAGAAAGAGAUGGUGUCUGUGAUGUUAUCAUCUCUUUAUGGUGACGUGUUCAGUUCAACUCAAAUCAAAUUAGGCUUUGUGAUGCUGCUACAGGCUGUUGAUGAUUUGACUGUUGACAUCCCUGAUGCGGUUGAUGUCCUUGCUCUUUUCAUUGCACGAGCAGUGGUCGAUGACAUUCUUCCACCUGCUUUUCUCAGCAAGGCAAAAGGGAGUCUUUCAGAGUCUUCAAAGGGGAUGCAAGUAUUACAAAUUGCAGCGAAGAGCUAUCUUUCAGCACCGCACCAUGCAGAGUUACUUGAGCGGCGUUGGGGUGGUUCAACAUACAUCACAGUAGAGGAGGUAAAGCGGAGGAUUACUGAUCUUGUAAAGGAAUAUAUCAAGAAUGGUGAUACAACUGAGGCAUGUAGGUGCAUAAGAGAGUUGGCUGUGCCCUUUUUUCACCAUGAGGUCGUCAAGCGAGCUGUCACUCUUGGAAUGGAAAGUCCAGCUACAGAAGCACUUAUUAUCAAGCUUCUGAAGGAAGCAGCUGAAGAAGGUUUGAUAAGCUCUAGUCAGAUGAUGAAGGGAUUCUCUCGUGUUGCAGAAAGUCUUGAUGAUCUCUCUCUUGAUGUACCAUCCGCAAAAUCUCAGUUCCAGACAUUGGUACCAAAAGCAGUCUCUGAGGGAUGGCUUGACUCUUCAUAUGUACCUUCAGGUGCCAAUGGCCAUGUCCAAGAUGAUGACCAUGAGAAGCUGAGGAGGUACAAGAAGGAGGCUGUGUCUAUGAUACAUGAGUACUUCCUUUCUGAUGAUAUACCAGAGCUUAUUCGCACCCUCAAAGAGCUUGGUUUUCCAGAGUACAACCCGAUAUUUAUCAAGAAACUCAUAACAAUUGCAAUGGACCGCAAGAACAGGGAGAAAGAGAUGGCAUCUGUUCUUCUAUCCUCAUUAAGCAUGGAGCUGUUCUCUACCGAAGACGUUGUCAAGGGAUUCAUAAUGCUUCUUGAAUCUGCAGAAGAUACUGCACUGGACAUAUUGGAUGCCUCAGAUGAGCUUGGACUGUUCCUAGCCAGGGCAGUGAUCGAUGAUGUGCUUGCGCCUCUGAACUUAGAUGAGAUUGGCAGUGAACUUCCACCAAAAUGCAGUGGGGCUGAAACAUUGAACAUGGCACGCUCACUUGCCUCUGCCCGUCACGCUGGAGAGAGGCUUCUGAGAUGCUGGGGCGGCGGGACAGGAUGUGCCGUGGAGGAUGCCAAGGACAAGAUAGCAAAGCUCCUGGAGGAAUAUGAGAGUGGGGGCGAUUUAGGGGAAGCAUGCAACUGCAUCCGUGAGAUGGGGAUGCCUUUCUUCAACCAUGAGGUGGUCAAGAAGGCGCUUGUCAUGGCGAUGGAGAAGAAGACAGAGCGCACCCUCGAGCUGCUGCAAGAGUGCUUUGGUGAAGGGAUCAUAACCAUCAACCAGAUGACCAAGGGGUUCUCGAGGGUCAGGGACGGGCUUGAUGAUCUGGCUCUUGACAUUCCUGAUGCCCCGGAGAAGUUCCUCUCCUAUGUCGAGCAUGCGAAGAAGAAUGGGUGGCUUGUGUCCUCUUUCGGCGCCUCUGCUUCGACCUGAACCGAUGACCGAGCAAGCAGGAAGUGUCAAGCUGGACCGGUGAACGAAAACUGAAGAGGCAGGCAGCCAUAGCGGGGUGCAGCCCACCUAGUUCGUGUGCAUUUGCGUUUGCGUUUCUGAUGCACGUCUCUGGACGCUGUGUCGUAGGUAGCUGAACGAGCCCCUCUUGCUUGUGGUGGUGGCUCAUGUCUAGAUCUUGCAUCUCUGGACAUACCCUUGCUGUUCUUGCUGUGUUUUCAUUUCAACUUCUUUAUAGACCCUUCUUUUUACACCGAGUUAAACAGAUGCAAAGAAAAAUCGUCGUGUAAAAGUUUUACCA
Brachypodium distachyon (stiff brome) is the source of this 2730-nucleotide messenger RNA. RefSeq lists its product as uncharacterized. Gene Ontology annotation, biological process: negative regulation of DNA-templated transcription. The coding region runs from base 255 to 2411 and encodes 718 amino acids. The record is from RefSeq and is a predicted model, not a curated record. The transcript has 4 exons. Lineage: Eukaryota; Viridiplantae; Streptophyta; Magnoliopsida; Poales; Poaceae.